Messenger RNA from Macrosteles quadrilineatus (aster leafhopper), 3962 nucleotides. RefSeq names its product serine/threonine-protein phosphatase 6 regulatory ankyrin repeat subunit B-like. Bases 417 to 3458 code for a protein of 1013 amino acids. Lineage: Eukaryota; Metazoa; Arthropoda; Insecta; Hemiptera; Cicadellidae. The record is from RefSeq and is a predicted model, not a curated record. Gene Ontology annotation, molecular function: protein binding; monoatomic ion channel activity. Gene Ontology annotation, cellular component: membrane. The transcript is spliced from 10 exons. Gene Ontology annotation, biological process: monoatomic ion transport; transmembrane transport.
GCUCCACCACACCAGUUAGUUAAGUCAAAAGAAAAGUUCCUUUUGAUCAAGUGUUUACAGUGUGUUAGUAACGUCAAAUAUACUUUUAUUUAAUGCUGCUGAUGUGUUAAGGUGUGAUGAUGUAGAGUAAUAUUAAAUACAAGACUUGAUUUGCACACUAGAAAACGUAAGAGACUCACGUGUUAAGCGGAUGGUAUUUAGAACUGGGGAGUAGACACCAUGACUAUUGCUACGAGAGGACAGGGGAUCGCUGUGGACCCGCCUCCUGAUGGCCAGAAUAAUGUACAGAGCUGGGACAGAUUGUGGGACUGCUGAUGUUAUCUCAUGGUCAACUGGUAAUCAGUUCCCAAACAUUGUCCAGCUGUUUUCCUCUGACACUGACACUGAGUCUACAUGAGGACAAGUUCUAACAGCUGAUGUCACUGUCACACCAUGUGCUGGACAUGUCACCGCCUCCACAGGGACCUUCCCCUCAGGCACCUCGAGGCUCAACCUCACCCAGGGUUGGUGGUCUGGAGACCGAGCCAAGGGACGACCGGCGGAGAGGAAGACUCAACGCUGAACUGCUAAUAGAGGUCUUGGCUGGAAACACAGAUUCAGUAAAAAGGUGUCUAGAAACAGGGUCAUCAGUCAACGCCACAUGUCGCCCAACCCUUACCUCCGCACUACAUCUAGCAGUGGCUUGCAGACAUGAGGACAUCGCAAGACUGCUGCUGUCCUGGGGGGCAGACGUCUUGCGACGUGACCUGGAGGGGAGACAGGCCAUCCAUGUGGCAGCAGCUGUCGGCGAUCCAGUGUUGUUACGUCUGCUGCUGCAACGAGAUUCCGACAUGGUCAACAGUCAGGUGGUGCCCUCACGUGAGGCUGAGGACACACUGAGUCUAGACUGCUGGAGCCACGAUCAUAGCUCUGUCUCUGACAAGAUUCCUCAAGUUGCACAAAAAUCAUCUCCUCUUCACCAAGCUGCUCAAAGAGUCAACUUAACUUGUGUAAUACUUUUGCUUGAACAAGGAGCUAAAGUUGAUGUUAAAGAUGGAAGAGAUUUAACUCCUUUGGAUGUGGUGGGAGAAAUAACAAUAGGAAAGGCAGUUGGCUUGUCUAAGUCCUCAAAAACACCUAGUGACAUGCAAAACAUUAUUAACUGCUUAUUGCAAAAAGGUGCUAAAUUUACAAUACGGAAAAGCACUCUAGGUCAAGGAGUUGAAAACCAAGUUACAAUGGAAGUUAACUGCCUUCACACUGCUGUAUUGCAAGAGGAUCCACAGCUAAUUGAAUUUCUGCUUGAUAAUGAAGCUAGUCUGAGUAUUUUGAAUGGUGAAGGCCUUACACCACUUCAUCUUGCAGUAUCUAAACGUCUUCUUGAGCCCCUCAGAAUUAUAUUGGAGAAAAAUCAAUCCAUACAGGUACUGGAUGCCGUUGACUUCCAAGGGCGUACUCCAUUACAUCUCGCUGUUGCCCAGAUGUGGUUGCCAGGAGUCAGUCUUCUGUUGGAGGCUGGAGCUGAUGUAAAGGUCACUUCUAGUGAAGGUCAAACAGUGUUACACAUGGCUGUGGCUACUCAUCAGCCAGAUCUGCUGAAGGAGCUACUUACAAUCAGGGAAGCAGUCAAUAUGAUCGAUGCACGCAACAGACACCAUGAAACACCACUAAGCUGGGCUGUGUCCAUGGGUCAGUUGGCCUGUGUGGAGGUUCUUCUUGCCAAGGGAGCAGACGUCACUAUCAAGCUGCCUGGAAAGUGCAGUCUCAUACACUUAUGUGCCAUCAGAGGUCACAGCUCAGUUUUGGCAGAAAUCCUGAAGUACCCUCGCAUGGCAAUGUUCAAGAACUCACAGACCAACGAGCAGAAUGGUGGCUUGACUGCCCUCCACCUAGCGGCUCUGGAGGGAUCCACAUCCUGUGCGGAUGUCCUUUUAGCUGCAGGAUGUGAUGUGCACAAAGUGUCCUUCCAGUGUCCUUACCGCAAAUCAACGCCCUUACAUGUCGCUGCCAUGAAAGGGCGUUCUAAGAUAGUCCUAGCAAUUGUAAAUCACGAUUUAAGCACCCUCAAGGCUAAAAACGAAGAUAAAUGGUAUCCAUUACACGUUGCGGCUAGGUUUUCAAACCAUGAAUGUGUCAAAAUAAUGUUACUCAACGGAGCGAAUUUGGCAACAACCGUUUUGGAUUCAGAUUUCAAAAAAAGAACAGCUUUUGACAUAAUUGUUUGCAACAUACUUGAUCCAGCUGCCUUUGUUAAUGAUGUGUUUGACUGCUACAUUCAAGUAAAUGAAUACCCGUUGAAUAGCAACGAGUGUGAGAUAAAAGUGAAUUAUGACAUUCUUCAACCUCUCGGACCAGAUAGGAAACAAAUGAAAGUGUUAGACUCUCUGUUGAACUGUAAGAAAUGUGCAGUGCAAGAAAACGUGCUGUUACACCCUCUGAUUCAAACCUUUCUACAUCUAAAAUGGAGGAGGAUGAGAGUUCUUUUCUUUGUCAUAAUGGCACUGUACAUGAUGUUUACCUUGUCACUCACCUCAACAGCAAUGUGUUAUUAUGUUCUCUGGGGACAGAUACAUUCAAGAUUCUUGUAUUUGGUAACCUGUGGUUGUAGCUUCACUUUGGGAAUCUCUCUCCUCAUCAUAACCAUACAGGAGCUUCUCCAGGCGUUCAGAAUGCAGCGUUACUACUUCAAGGACCUGGAAUCCUGGAUCAAGUGGUCUUCCUUCAUUCUGUCUUUCCUGGUGCUACUGGGCGAUCAUCCUACCGAAUGGCUGGCCCAAGUGGCGUCAGUUGCUGUGCUUCUGUCCUGGCUAGAGCUUCUUUUUCUUCUUUCCCGUUGGCCUUCCACUCUUGGAUUCUACAUCGUCAUGUUCUUCACUGUUGCCAGAAAUGUAUUUACGGUGUUGGCUACGUUUCUGUUUGUCAUCCUUGGAUUCAUGUUCGCCUUCAUGAUCCACUUCCGAGACUCCGGUCAGUUCACAGACGUGUGGAGAUCGUUCACCAAGGUCCUGGUUAUGACCUUUGAGUUAGACUAUGAGAAGAUGUUCCGGACAGUAAACGGUAUGAAUGCUGUGGUGGGCCGUGGCAUCUUUCUGUACUUCAUGGUGUUGAUGGCGAUCGUCUUGAUGAACCUUCUGGUUGGUAUAGCGGUCAGCGACAUUGCCAUGCUUGAGAAGCAAGGAAGAGCAAGACGGCUCGCAAAGCAAAUUGACUUCCUCAGCAUGCUGGAAUCGUAUGUCUACAAUAGAUAUUUAUUUGCGUUUUGCCCAAACAAACUUUCCAAAAUUAUUAGAAGAUUUAGAGCUGUAGAUCGGGUGCUAAAAUUUUACCCGGGUAGGCCACGAAAGAGAGGUAACCAAUUGACUGAGGACUUAAUACAAUCUUUGAUUGACAAUGUCGUAAGGCAACGCAGCAACUGCAAAAAGAAAAACUGUGAAGUUGGUUGCAUCGGAGAUGAUGUCUCUGUACUGAGAACGCUGUAAUUGUAAACAACAAUAAAAAACAUAGCUGUAAAGUAAAAUAUUUUUUUACUACAUUAUACAUACUAUUGUACAAUAAUAACUAAGUAAUCUGGCUAUGUAAAAUUACUGUUGCAAAAGUCUUUAAGUUUCUGAGAAAACAUAGGUUAUACUUAGAAAAGUAAGUAACUUUGGUAUUAUCAGUGGUAAUCCAAAAUAGUACAAUUUUACCGAUAAUCUGAUCUUUAUAUUUUAUUCCAACAUGCGCUGAAAGUAGGAUCAGAAUUAACUAACUAGUGCUCAAAAUUUUUACUAUUUAAAAGAUUAGCUUUCUCACUAUGACUCUAUCAUUAAUAAUACUUUUGAAGUCUAAGAUCUAAGAUCUUGGAUAGAUCUAUGUAAAUAAUUCUAAGUUCUAUUCUUGUUAAUUAAUGAACAAAAAAUUAGAAGAGUAAGUGCUUUGGAAUACUAUAGCUUAGUAGAUCUUUAUUUUAAAAUAUCGGUAGGGAAGUAAUAAAAAAUAAUACC